Messenger RNA from Mizuhopecten yessoensis (Yesso scallop), 2421 nucleotides. RefSeq names its product recQ-mediated genome instability protein 1-like. Lineage: Eukaryota; Metazoa; Mollusca; Bivalvia; Pectinida; Pectinidae. Gene Ontology annotation, molecular function: nucleotide binding. The transcript is spliced from 14 exons. Gene Ontology annotation, biological process: double-strand break repair via homologous recombination; resolution of meiotic recombination intermediates. Gene Ontology annotation, cellular component: nuclear body; RecQ family helicase-topoisomerase III complex. The record is from RefSeq and is a predicted model, not a curated record. Bases 144 to 2408 code for a protein of 754 amino acids.
CCGCGGGUAACAGACGAAAACCUACUAGUCAUGAAAUGAAAUAGGCUACAGUACCAACCGAGCUCUCUGUCCUGUUUAUUACCUCAAAUGCCGUCCCGUUCAUUAUACUUUCUGACUCAGGAUAAGGGAGUUAUCAUGACUAAAUGACAUUAAGGAAGAUGACUGGGGCAAUGAUUGGUCAGACUCGUUCCUGGCUGAGAGCCAAGUCUGUUCUGGUUCCCGAGGACUGGCUUGAGGCCUGUGUGGAAUGGAUUAAGGAAGAAAACCAGGGCAACAACAUCGUACAAUCCCGGAUCAAUGACUUGGUAUUUGAACAGUGGCUGUUAGCAGACCUCCACGAGCUCGGUACUCGGUGCCUACCUAAUGGGCUUGCAGAGGUUGCAAAAUACCAACUCUCUGGCACCUACGCUCUCCAAAUCGACUCCAUGGUGGACGUGGGAAAGUCGUUUUACUCACAGCUACAAAAAGUACAAGGUAACACCAACUCCAAUGCUGAGGUGUCAGCAGAAACCAGUGACCAAAAACCGUGGGAACCCAAACCUUCACAGAUGAUGAUGUUGAACCUGACUGACGGCACUAACAACAUAAAGGGAAUGGAAUACAAACCACUGACCUGUAUAAACAAUAACCUCCAGCCUGGCACAAAGGUGAUUGUCAGUGGCUCUGUGCUGUGUAGAAGAGGGGUGCUGUUUCUGACCAACAAUAAUCUCCAAGUGCUGGGAGGGGAAGUGGACACUCUAAUGGAGGAAAACACAAAGGUCAAACUCCUCCAGGACGCACUGGAUUCAAGUAUGCAUAACGCUGGCAGUGUUCACAGACAGGAAUUUAGUGACACAGACAUCAAACCUAGCCAGUCAUCUGUCAGAAAUUCUACCUUAGCUCCUAACAAUAGGGGAGGAUCUGCAUCCAUGAACAGAAACCCAGCAAUGCCAGGGGGGAACUCAAGACCCAGUUCCAGUAUCAAACCUUUGGUUGAAGAUGCUGUUUUAGAUGAGUGGGACAUGGAAGACUUGCCAAUGGACGAGAUGAUGGAUGAACUGGACGGUAUGGACAUGCCACAACCUGGUCACCGCAACAAUAACACCAACAGGGUUGUAUCAAGCAACGGGACCAACACCCAGUCCGCCACUGCAGCAAACAGCAGAAACAACAAUUUGUCCACGGCUAGGAAUGUUCAACAGAACAAGAACACAUCAGCCCAGUCUUACCGUGGAUCCUACACAAAUGGUGGGCUGAAGCAGGAACAGAACGGUCAAUCAAAAUACAACGAAAAUGUUUCUUUAAGGAAUUUGAUUUCUGACUCGAGAGCAGAUAGAAGACCUUCUCCUGAAGAGGCGCCAAAUCGAAAGAGACAAAAACUUAGUGACAGUUCUAGUGCAUGUGUGAAAGAGGCUUCGAUGCCAUCAAACUAUGAUUCCAUGUUCAAUGACGACUUCGAGGAUGACUUUGAUGAUUUUGAUGAUGUUCCAUCUUCAGUAAUUGUGAAUAGAAGUGCUUCAAAUUCAAAAGUGAUAUCCAAACCAAUGGUUAAAAAUGAACCGGAUACGUUUGAGAUUUCUGUUGGAGAAAAUGCUGGGGAAAAGGUUAAAAAAUUGUUGUCUCCCCUUGAAUUAAACACACAAAAUAGCCAGGAAAGGCUUGUGGGAAGAGGUAUGGGGAAAAGUGUUAAAAAGCCGUUAUUUUCAACUUCAUCUAAAGCAUCCAUUGAUGAUAAUGUGGUUAACGUACCUGUUAAAUUAGAAUCUCCCUCACUGGUCAGCAUCGUAUGUCCUUCAGCUGUUGUGAACAGGAGGGUCAGUGGUGGUCAAGUUACUCUGGACAAGUUUGUAAGGACCCCUCCAAGUAGACGGAUGGACAACGGAUCACCUAUCGGGCAAAAUGGAAAUGCAGCGAAAAAUUGUGAUGGACAGAAAAAAUUAACAGACUUCCCUUUGGUCAAAACUUCCUAUGGGAUUGAUGCUGAACCGUUCACAUACCUGUCUAUUGUGAAGAAACAACUGACCCCACAGGACAGUGUUACAUUCAAAGUCAAGGCUUACAUCUCAACUCUAAUUGGUCGACUAGACAGCUCUGGUGGGAAGGAGUGGACACUGGCCUGUAAGAUUAACGACGGGUCAGACAGUCUGGACGUUGACCUUUCCAGCGGGGUUUUGACAAGUCUGAUUGGAUUUUCAGCUCCUGACAGCAUGGUGAUGAAAAAAAGGUCGAAACACGAUCCCAGCAUCAAAGAUGUACUUGUGGAGGGCUUACAACAGUGUCAACAGAAAUUGAUAGAGCUACUCUGCAUCAUGGAGAUACGAGUGACGCCCUCUAAAUCCCGGCCAGAGGUCGUAGCCCUUCACCAGAUGACUCCUGGGAGGAUCAACGCUCUCCGUACUAGAGUCACUCAAUCUUUGGACAAUAAAUAAUUUAUUUCCUGUU